This is a messenger RNA of Oncorhynchus masou masou (cherry salmon), 2220 nucleotides long. RefSeq lists its product as uncharacterized. NCBI's taxonomy places the organism in Eukaryota, Metazoa, Chordata, Actinopteri, Salmoniformes, Salmonidae. The record is from RefSeq and is a predicted model, not a curated record. Bases 1 to 2220 code for a protein of 739 amino acids. The transcript is spliced from 2 exons.
AUGGGUCCUCAGAUCCUCAAAAGGUUCUACAGCUGCACCAUCGAGAGCCUCCUGACGGUUUGCAUCACCGCCUGGUAUGGCAACUGCUCGGCAUCUGACCGCAAGGCACUACAGAGGGUGGUGCGUACGGCCCAGUACAUCACUGGCGCCAAGCUUACUGCCAACCAGGACCUAUUUACCAGGCGGUGUCAGACGAAGCCAGCCACCAACCAGCCUGCCAGCCAGUCAGCCAUCAGCAAGCCAGCCGCCAGCCAUCCAGACACCAGCCACCAACCAGCCUGCCAGCCAGCCAGCAACAAGCCACCAGCCAGCCAGCCAGCAAGCCAGCCACCAGCCAUCCACCAGCCAGCCAGUCAGUCAGUCAGCCAUCCAGACACCAGCCAACAGCCAGCCAGUACAUCACCAGCCACCAGCAAGCCAGCCUCCAGCCAGCCAGUUGCCAGCCAGCCAGCCACUAGCCACCAGCCAGCCAGCCAGCAGCGAGCCAUUCACCAGCCAGCCACCAGCGACCAGCCAGCCAGCUUGGCCACCAGCCUGCAACCAGCCAGCCACCAGCCUGCCACCAGCCACCAGCCAGCCAGCCAGACAGUCAGCAGCCAGCCAUUCACCAGUCAUCCACCAGCCACCAACCUGCCAGUAGCCAUCCAGCCAGCCAGCCACCAGCCACCAGCCAGCCAGUCAGCCACCAGCCACCAGCCAGACACCAGCCCACCAGCCAUCCAGCCACCAGCCACCAGCCAGCCAGUCAGCCACCAGCAAGCCAGCAACCAGCCAGCCAGAGAGACCGUCAGCAGCCAGCCAUUCACCAGCCAACCACCAGCCACAAAAGUGCCACCAGCCAGACACCAGCCAGCCAGUCAGCCACAAGCAAGCCAGCAACCAGCCAGAAGCCAGCCAGCCACCAGCAAGCAGCCUGCCAGCCACCAGCCAGUUACCAGCCUGUCGGCCAGCGUUCCAUCCACCAGCCAGCCGGCCAGCCAGCCACCAGCCGGCCAGCCAGCCAGCCACCAGCCAGCCAGCCAGCCAGCAACCAGCCACCAGCCAGCCAUUCAUCAGCCAGCCACCAGCCACCAGCCUGCCACCAGCCAGUUAGCAGGCCAGCCAGACAGCCAGCAGCCAGCCAUUCACCAGCCAUCCACCAGCCACCAACCUGCCACCAGCCAGCUACCAUCCAGCCAGACACCAGCCACUAGCCAGCCAGUCAGCCACCAGCAAGCCAGCAACCAGACACCAGCCUGCCAUUCACCAGCCAGACACCAGCCAGACAGACACCAGCCAGACACCAGCCAGUCAGCCACCAGCAAGCCAGCAACCAUCCAUCCAACCAGGCAGCAGCCAGCAGCCAGCAGCCAGCCAGCCACCAGCCGACCACCAGCCACCAGCCCGACCACCAGCCAGCCACGAUCCAGGUACCAGCCUGCCGUCCAGCCUUCCGGCAACCAGAAAGCCACCAGCCAACCAGCCAGCAAGCAGCCAGCCAGCCAGCCUACCAGCCUGCCUGUCUGCCAGCCAGCCAGCCACCAGCCAGCCACCAACCAGCCACUAGCAAACCAGCCUCCAGCCAGCCAGCCAGAAACCAGCCAGCCACCAGCAAAGCCAGGCUCCAGCCAGCCAUCCACUAGCCAGCCAGCCAGCCACCAACCUGCCACCAGCCACUCAGCCAGCCAGCCACCAGCCAGACACCAGCCACCAGCCAGCCAGUCAGCCACCAGCAAGCCAGCAACCAGCCAUCCAACCAGCCAGCAGCCAGCCAGCCACCAGCCAGCAGCCUACCACCAGCCAGCCACGAUCCAGGUAACCAGCAUGUCGGCCAGCCUUCCGGCCGCCAGAAAGCCACCAGCUAGCCAGCCAGCCACCCGCCAGCCAGCAAGCCAGCCAGCCAGCCACCAGCCAACCAGCCUGCCAGCCAGCCACCAGCCAGCCACCAACCAGCCACCAGCAAACCAGCCUCCAGCCAGCCAGAAACCAUCCAGCCACCAGCAAGCCAGGCUCCAGCCAGCCAGCAAGCCACCAGCCCGCCAGCCUGCCACCAGCCAGCCAGCCACCAGCCUGCCAGCCAGCAAUCCAGACACCAGCCACCAGCAAGCCAGCAACCAGCCAGUCAGCCAGCAGCCAGCCAUUAGCCUCCAACCUGCCACCAAAUGCCAGCCAGCCAGCAGCCAGCACCAGCCAGUUACCAGCCAGCCACCAGCCACCAGCCAGCCAGCAACCAGCCAGUAA